Prosopis cineraria is the source of this 2896-nucleotide messenger RNA. RefSeq names its product ABC transporter G family member 22-like. The transcript has 12 exons. Gene Ontology annotation, molecular function: ATP binding; ATP hydrolysis activity; ABC-type transporter activity. Lineage: Eukaryota; Viridiplantae; Streptophyta; Magnoliopsida; Fabales; Fabaceae. Bases 260 to 2533 code for a protein of 757 amino acids. Gene Ontology annotation, cellular component: membrane. The record is from RefSeq and is a predicted model, not a curated record.
CAAAGAUUAUUUGAGCUGGCCUUUAGAAACACACAUCACAUAGGAAUACAAGCUUUUCUCUCUCGAGGUCCUGUCUUCUACUUUGGUCUGAAACGUAUCCUGGAGUACAUUUUUGGUUCUCCUGGUCUCUUCUCCUGCUAAUUUCAUCAUUAUCCUUCUCUUCAGAUUUUAUAUACAUAGAGUAACAGAGCAACGUUCAUGUGAUCAUAUCCUUCCUUCCUCGUCUCCAUCUUGCAUAAUUUGUCAUCCAGAGAAAAUAAUGAUGAUAAUAAAAAAUCAUAGUUAUUUUCUGGCGGGAGUGGUGAUGAUGGAGAAAGCAAAUACGUGCGGGGGGCUCGCAAGAACGAAAUCGGAUCAGCUGGCGGAGGCUUUGAAGUCGCAAUUGUCGAGUGAAUCGAUGGGAUUGGUAGAACAAGGCAUCACCGGGAGCGGAGCAACGCCGUCGAGGAAGUCGAGUAGGCGGAUGACGGGGGUGUCGCCGGGGAGGAGCGGAGGAGGGAAGAACACGCACAUGAGGAAGACGAGGAGCGCUCAGCUGAAGUUCGAGGUGGACGAGGUCAGCAGCGGCGCGGCUCUGAGCCGAGCUUCGAGUGCCAGCCUGGGCCUCUCAUUCUCCUUCACCGGCUUCACCAUCCCUCCCGACGAAAUCGCCGAUUCCAAGCCCUUCAGCGACGACGAUAUCCCGGAGGAUAUCGAAGCUGGAGCUGAUAAGCCAAAGCUUCAAACAGAACCCACCCUUCCCAUUUAUCUCAAGUUCAGGGAAAUCAGUUACAAGGUAGUGCUCAGAGGAAUGACAACAUCGAAGGAGAAGGAGAUAUUGCAUGGGAUCACUGGUUCCGUGAAUCCUGGAGAAGUUCUGGCUUUGAUGGGUCCUUCAGGAAGCGGAAAGACGACUCUCCUGAAUCUUCUUGGAGGCAGGCUAAAUCAGCCCACUGUAAGUGGUUCCAUCACGUACAAUGACCAACCAUAUUCCAAGUUCUUGAAGAGCAGGAUAGGAUUCGUGACUCAAGAUGAUGUUCUGUUUCCUCACCUUACUGUGAAGGAAACACUGACAUACGCAGCCCUCCUGAGACUGCCAAAGACAACUACGAAGGAGCAAAAGGAAAAACGAGCUUUAGAUGUCAUUCAUGAGCUUGGCUUGGACAGGUGCCAAGACACUAUGAUAGGCGGUUCCUUUGUUCGUGGAGUAUCUGGUGGAGAGAGGAAGAGAGUCUGUAUUGGCAAUGAGAUCAUAAUCAACCCUUCUCUUCUGUUUCUCGACGAACCAACUUCUGGUUUGGAUUCCACAACUGCCUUGAGAACUGUUCAGAUGCUGCAAAACAUAGCAGAGGCUGGCAAAACAGUAGUGACAACAAUUCACCAACCAUCUAGCAGACUCUUCCACAGAUUCGAUAAGUUGAUCCUUCUAGGAAAAGGGAGCUUGCUUUACUUUGGAAAAGCGUCAGAAGCAAUGAUUUACUUCCAAUCUGUAGGAUGCUUACCUCUUAUUGCCAUGAACCCGGCAGAAUUCUUGCUGGACCUUGCUAAUGGAAACAUAAAUGACGUAUCUGUACCAUCAGAGUUAGAGGAUAAAGUACAGGUGGGAAAUGCAGCAACUGAAACCCGGAAUGGGAAACCAUCACCUGCACUCGUACAUGAGUAUCUGGUGGAGGCCUAUGAGACCCGAGUUGCAGAAACAGAGAAGAGAAAGCUAAUGGAUCCUAUCCCCCUUGAUGAAGAAGUGAAGACUCAGGUUUCUUCUCCUAAAAGACAGUGGGGUGCGAGCUGGUGUGAGCAAUAUUCCAUAUUGUUCUGGAGGGGAAUCAAAGAGCGGAGACACGACUAUUUUAGCUGGUUGAGAAUCACCCAAGUUCUGUCCACUGCAAUCAUCUUAGGAUUACUUUGGUGGCGAUCUGAUGCCACCACACCAAAGGGUCUUCAGGAUCAGGCAGGGCUGCUUUUCUUUAUUGCUGUGUUUUGGGGAUUCUUUCCCGUGUUCACUGCAAUAUUUACCUUUCCUCAAGAGAGAGCCAUGCUGAAUAAGGAACGUGCGGCUGACAUGUACAGACUAAGUGCAUACUUCUUAGCUAGGACCACGAGUGACCUUCCAUUGGAUUUGAUAUUACCUGUCCUUUUCCUCCUUGUUGUUUAUUUCAUGGCUGGUUUGAGAGUGAGUGCAGCUCCCUUUUUCCUCAGCAUUCUUACUGUUUUCCUCUGCAUCGUGGCAGCUCAGGGACUUGGACUUGCCAUUGGGGCCACACUAAUGGACUUGAAAAGAGCAACAACUUUGGCUUCAGUUACAGUGAUGACCUUCAUGCUGGCCGGCGGAUUCUUUGUGAAGAAAGUCCCUGUAUUUAUAUCUUGGAUACGAUACAUGUCAUUCAACUACCACACGUAUAAACUCCUAUUGAAGGUGCAAUAUGAGCACAUAACACCAAGCGUAAAUGGGAUGAGAAUUGACAGUGGUUGGACGGAGGUGGCUGCUCUGAUAGCCAUGGUUUUUGGUUAUCGUCUCCUGGCUUACCUUUCCUUGCGAUGGAUGAAACUUCAAUGAAUUUGGAGCUUCGAAGUUGAGACAGUACAUGCAAAUGCAACUAUAAACACGCCUAAGCGUUUCCACUCUCAUUGAACCAGGGAUAUUUAAGGGAAGAUCAUGACAAAGUUCCGAGUUUGGACGAGAUAGAAAAUUCUAGUCUUUUAGUAUCUGCAGUACUGUAGUUCGUGAGGAUUUUGAAGCGCUGACAAGCGUCCUCGGAUGAUAUCUUGAAACACCGGUGAGAUGGGCGGCUCCUGAGAUUUUUCCCCUUCCCCCAAUAUAUAUAUAUAUAUAUAUUUAUAUAUAUAUGAAGAUUAUCUAACUCAAAGACAAUCGGAGACCUUUGGUAUUGUUCAACUUUAAAUGACUAGUUACAAUUCA